UUCGAACUUGCACAUAUCGCUUUACAUUCAUUCUUUAACACGAUACCCAUCGUCCUAUAUAUCUAUUUAUUCGACUGUAUAUUCUAUCUUUCUUUAACAAACACCGACCGAACUACUACACGGCUUUAUAUUCAUUUACCUUCCACAACAUGCAUUUGACUUCAGUCGUCCUUUCCGUCACCGGAACCAUCCUUUCCGCUUCAAACACAAUGGCGGUCCCAAUCGGAGGUGGCUAUGUUAAUGACGAUCAGUCCUAUGGCUAUCGCCGUGGCUACGGCCCGGGUCCAGCAGGAGGCUUUAUUCCAGGGGGCAUGCUCGGCGGUCUCUUUGGUGGUGGCUUAGGAGGGUCAGGCGGAGGCGGUGGUGGUUUUCUUGGCGGCAUAGGUGGUGGAGGAUCAGGCGGAGGCCAUUUGGGGGGUGAACUCGGAGGUGGCUUAGGUGGCGGCCUCGGUGGCGGAUUAGGCGGUGGCCUAGGCGGCGGAUUAGGAGGCGCAGGAUCCCUGGGUGGUCAUCUAGGCGGCGACAUUGGUGGUGGUCUCGGCGGCAACAUCUUUGGUGGUGGAGCAGGUGGGGGAGGUCUCUUCGGUGGUUUGGGUGGCGGUGCGGCUGGCGGCGGUGAUCUCCAUUUCGGUGGAGACCUUCACGGUGGUGCGGCCGGUGGGCUAGGUGGGCUUGGAGGGCUUGGAGGCGGAGCAGCUGGUGGCCUUGGUGGAGGUCUCAACUUCGGUGGAGGACUCGACGGCGGCCUUGGCGGAGGAGCCGGGGGUGGAGGAGCCGGCGUUCUACGUGGUGCUCUAGGAGGAGGUCUGGGCGGCCAUCUUGACGGAGGGCUCGGCGGCCAUGGUGCCGGAGCAUUCGGCGGCCACGCUGGCGGAGGACUCGGAGGACAUUUGGACGGAGGACUCGGAGGACAUUUGGACGGAGGACUGGCCGGCGUUGGUUCCGUCGGUAGAUCCGUCGGUGUCGCCGCCGGAUCGCAGCCUAUUGGCUAUGCCGCAUCUAUCAUUGCACCCCAUGGACCCGCUCCUGGUGUUUACGCUGCUGGUCCCCUCAUCGUCCCUCAUGCUCCUCUUGCCGGCCCGAUUGUUGUUCCCCAUGGCCCUAUUCCCGGACCUUUAGCCAUCCCUAACGCACCAGUUCCCAGACCUAUUGUUGUCCCCAGCGUCCCAGUACCCGGGCCCAUCGUUGUUCCACAUGUUCCAGCCCCUGGAUCAUACUCUAACAUCCCUCUGGCUGUUCCCCACGCACCGAUCCCUGGACCUAUCAUUGCUCCUGGACCUUUGAUUGCUCCUCACGGACCAGUUCCAGGUGGUUACGUCGCUGGCGCUCCGUUUCACGCACCCGCCGGUGCGCUUGCCCACGGUGGUGGAUAUGGUCGAUUGUAGAACCUUUAUCAUUUCGUAGGAAACUUCACAGCUUGUAUUAUAUAAAUAAAUAAAUGUUUAUCCAUUGAUUGUCGAGGCAUCAAGAAUCAAGAAAUAGUCAUUCCGCUGCGACAGCUUCUAUUCUGAUGUAUAUAUUACAGUGAUUUUGUUGUAUCUAGCAGGAUUACGAACCCAUUUUUCCCCA
This is a messenger RNA of Puccinia graminis f. sp. tritici CRL 75-36-700-3, 1569 nucleotides long. RefSeq lists its product as uncharacterized. The coding region runs from base 150 to 1385 and encodes 411 amino acids. The transcript has 4 exons. NCBI's taxonomy places the organism in Eukaryota, Fungi, Basidiomycota, Pucciniomycetes, Pucciniales, Pucciniaceae. The record is from RefSeq and is a predicted model, not a curated record.